AGAGAAGCAUUUGACACUACAAAGUCCAAAUAGUCCAACACAGCCAGAUUGCGUAGGCGAGUGGCAGAGAAAGGAGGAAGGAGCAAAAUCAUGGGCAUUUCACAGAGCAAUAGCAACAAUAGAAGAAGAAAUCAUGCUUAUUAUUAUGCCUACAACCACCCUUCCUCCUACUCUUACUACGAUACUCCUUACCAUACCCACCCUCCUCCUCCUCCUCCUCCUCCUUUCCCUUUUCCACCUCAUCUCCUCCCACCCCCACCACCCUCCUACUCCUACCCCACUACCUGCAACAACUGCCCUAACCCUGUUGUGGGUAGGUCUUUUUUUGCUCCAUAUCUCAACAACACCGACUGGUCUGGGUCUGGUUCUGGUUCUUACCUGCUUCCUCAGCCUCAGGCUCAAAUGGUAGGUGGGUUGGUAGCCCCACCUACCCCAUCACCCUAUGCUGAGACCCAACAAGCCAAGAAAGUUAGGAGUGGUGUCAAUGUGCAUAAAGAUUCCUUAAAGCUUGAGAUUGAUGAGCUGAACCCACAUCACCAUUUGGUUUCGUUUGUCUUUGAUGCUCUCUUUGAUGGAAACAUCACGGUGUUUUAUUUUGUAAAGGAAGAGCCUCAUUGCAGAUUUGUUCCAUUAUAUCCCCACGUCCAUGUACCUAUAACAAUUCCUUUCCAGAGAGGACUUGGACAGAAAUUUUGUCAGCCUUCUGGGACGGGCAUUGACGUAGGCUUCUUUGAAAUGGACGAUCUCUCCGAACUGUCAUCAGAAAACAAUGUUUUUGCCCUUGUAAUAACUGCUACAACCUGCCUUCCAUCUUUUUUAACGGAGGAUCAUAAUAGCAAUACUCAGCCUAAAACGUCCCUCCAUAUGCAAAUUAGUCAAGCUGUACUGGAGAAGGAUAAUGAAGGGGCUUUCAGAGUGAGAAUCAUCAGGCAGAUUUUAUGGGUUGACAAUGCUCGCUAUGAGCUGCAUGAGUUAUAUGGAAUUGGAAACUCUGGCCCCGGUUAUGAGAACGAUGGCUCAGGCAAGGAUUGUGUAAUAUGCAUGACUGAACCCAGUGACACAGCAGUGCUUCCAUGCCGACAUAUGUGCAUGUGCAAUGGAUGUGCGAACACAUUGAGACUUCAGUCAAACAAAUGUCCAAUCUGCCGGCAACCUUUUGAAGAGCUCUUAGAGAUCAGGAUUAAUAAUGGUGAUACUGAUGAGUGAGCAUUUCCUUGCAGUUAAACAAAGUAGCGAGCCUAAUCUCAGUCACCUGCGUUUUCUGUUUUCAAUUCGUAAAUGUUUGUCACUAUAUAGUUGUAAAUCUCACCAUACGUGUCUUCCUGGCCAAUCGUUUUCGUUGGCCAACUAUUUGUUCAUUCCUUGUGUUAUACAGCAUUGUAAAUAUAACCUAGGCUAAUGGCCUGGAUUGAGUUUGUUUCACUAUUUACUUAGUUAGCUAAGUGGCUCCUGUCUCACUAUUUACUAAAAGUUGUGCUGCUCUGGAAAUAAGGUGCAUGAGCACAUUCAGGAUUGUUUGAUAUCUGAGUAAAAGUUAACAUUCUUCCUUACC
Molecule: messenger RNA, 1552 nt
Organism: Nicotiana tabacum (common tobacco)
Lineage: Eukaryota; Viridiplantae; Streptophyta; Magnoliopsida; Solanales; Solanaceae
Product: putative E3 ubiquitin-protein ligase LUL4
Biological process (GO): protein ubiquitination
Molecular function (GO): ubiquitin protein ligase activity
Source: RefSeq, a predicted model, not a curated record